Molecule: messenger RNA, 1454 nt
Organism: Ceratotherium simum simum (southern white rhinoceros)
Lineage: Eukaryota; Metazoa; Chordata; Mammalia; Perissodactyla; Rhinocerotidae
Gene: SRFBP1
Product: serum response factor binding protein 1
Biological process (GO): maturation of SSU-rRNA
Cellular component (GO): nucleus; 90S preribosome
Source: RefSeq, a predicted model, not a curated record
AGUGAGUUUUGGAUAGAAGAGGCUGCCGUAGAGGGGCGUGGCGGCGCAGCCGCGAUCUGCGCGACGCAGUUCACGUGCCGGCAGCUGCGGAUCCUCCUUCUGGACCUACCAUGGCUCAGCCCGGGACUCUGAACCUCAAUAACGAGGUUGUCAAGAUGAGAAAAGAAGUGAAGAGAAUCCGAGUUUUGGUUAUCCGAAAACUUGUCAGGAGUGUUGGCAGACUGAAGUCAAAAAAGGGCAAUGAAGAUGCACUGUUAAAAAACCAAAGACGAGCACAAAGAUUGCUUGAAGAAAUCCAUGCCAUGAAGGAAUUGAAACCUGAUAUAGUAACUAAAUCUGCUCUUAGUGAUGAUAUCAGCUUUGAAAAAAUCUGCAAAAAGCCUGAUUCUACUGCAACUGAAAGAGCAAUAGCCAGACUAGCAAUGCACCCUCUUCUGAAGAAAAAAAUAGAUGUGCUGAAAGCUGCUGUCAAAGCCUUUAAAGAUGCAAGACAAAAUAUUGCUGAAGUUAAGUCAUCAAAGAAUGCUUCAGAAGAAAAUCAUUCCAAGGACACUUUGUGUUCAAAUGAUGAUGCCAGUGAGUUACAGCAUGAAGGAACUAUUAUCAGUGAGCAAAAAGAGAAGGAAGCCAAAAUAUUGGCAAAGAAACCAAUAAAUAAUUCAAAAGAAAAAAUAGUCAAGAUGAAACAUGGACCCAAAGCAGUGGACAUUCCAAAUUCUCCAUCAAAGUCUUCUGAAAAGGAUUCUUUAGUUCCCUCUGAAGCCCAGAAGAUACCUGCUAACCCCAAAAUGAAAACAUUAAGUCAAACGAAGAAAAAGAAAGAGUUUGAUAGCUCACUUAGUAGUAACAGUGAUGGAGAAGAAAUACAUGAAGAAGAGAAGGAGUAUUUUGAUGAUAGCACAGAAGAAAGGUUUUACAAGCAGUCUUCCAUGUCUGAGGAUAGUGAUAGUGGUGAUGAUUUCUUCAUUGGGAAAGUCAGACGGACACGAAAGAAGGAAAGUAGUUGUCAUUCUUCAGUUAAGGAACAAAAGGUAACCCCAAAAUUGUUUCCUGUAGAAGAUAUACUUGAAACCCAUCAGGAUAUAAAAAAUGACAAAAACAAACCAAGUACAGAGGCAAGGAAGCUUGAAUCAGUAUUUUUCCAUUCUUUAUCUGGAUCUAAAAGCUCUAGAAGGAAUUAUAGAGAACAGCCUCCGAAAAUCAAAACCCCAGGUUUUCAGCAAAAUGAGCCUCAAAUCAAGAGUCAGUUUAAUAAGAGUGCACAGAGAGGACUUGAAAAUACAAAACAGCGAUCACAGCUGCCUCUUCAUCCUUCGUGGGAAGCAAGCAGGAGGCGAAAAGAACAGCAAGCUAAAAUUGCUGUGUUUCAGGGGAAAAAAAUUACAUUUGAUGAUUGAUUAGUACCGUUUUUGUGAACUUUUCCAUCUAAAAAUUCUUUUUCUUUCCUUUUUUUU